Messenger RNA from Trichosurus vulpecula (common brushtail), 2726 nucleotides. It is a transcript of the gene TSPAN33, whose product is annotated as tetraspanin 33. NCBI's taxonomy places the organism in Eukaryota, Metazoa, Chordata, Mammalia, Diprotodontia, Phalangeridae. Bases 241 to 1095 code for a protein of 284 amino acids. The record is from RefSeq and is a predicted model, not a curated record. The transcript is spliced from 8 exons. Gene Ontology annotation, cellular component: membrane.
GCGGGGAGGGGAGGAGGUGGUCCUCCGGCUGCGGACUAUCGGGGUUGCUUUGCCUGCUGGCGCUGGCUGGAGGCUGGCUUCCAGCACCGCUCGCAGACAUUCUUUCCGCUCCCGGGUACGUUCCACCGCUGUCCAGCUGCCUCUCAGGGCGCGAUUCCGAUGUCCCUGGGCACGGCGUGAGCAGGUGGGCAGAGCAGUCAUCGGGGAAAUAGGCCCCCCGGGGGAGGCGACAGCGGGGCCAUGGCCCGGAGAUCGGGGCCAGCGGGCGCAGUCUAUGGAGAGGAGUUCUCCUUCGUCAGCCCCGUGGUGAAAUACCUGCUCUUUUUCUUCAACAUGCUUUUUUGGGUAAUCUCUAUGGUGCUGGUUGCUAUAGGAGUCUAUGCACGGUUAAUGAAGCAUGCAGAGGCAGCUAUGGCCUGCCUGGCAGUGGACCCAGCCAUCCUGCUAAUUGUAGUGGGCAUCCUCAUGUUUCUACUCACCUUCUGUGGCUGCAUCGGAUCCCUUCGGGAAAACAUCUGCCUCCUGCAAACGUUCUCUCUCUGCCUCACCAUCGUGUUCUUGCUCCAGCUGGCUGCCGGAGUCCUGGGCUUUGUUUUUUCAGACAAGGCUCGUGGAAAAGUGAGUGAAAUCAUCAACAAUGCCAUUGUUCACUACCGAGAUGACCUGGACCUACAGAACCUCAUUGACUUUGGCCAGAAGGAGUUCCAUUGCUGUGGUGGUAUCUCCUACAAGGACUGGUCCCAGAACAUGUACUUCAACUGCACAGAAGACAACCCCAGCCGGGAGCGGUGUUCUGUACCUUUCUCCUGCUGCCUGCACAAAUCCAGCCAGAAAGUAAUCAACACCAUGUGUGGCCGAGGUAUACAAGCUCUUGACUACCUGGAGGCUGGUAAAGUCAUCUACACUAAUGGCUGCAUUGACAAGCUAGUCAACUGGAUCCAUAGCAACCUCUUCCUCAUUGGGGGUGUGGCAUUGGGCCUAGCCAUCCCUCAGCUGGUGGGCAUCCUGCUAUCUCAGAUCCUUAUCAAUCAGAUCAAAGAUCAGAUCAAGUUACAACUCUACAAUCGGCAGCACCGGACUGACCCAUGGUAUUGAACACCCAUCCAUUCCCCCGCCAGGAUGAAAGGCGGGCGUCAUCUGCUUACAGCACUGGGCACAGCUCUGGGCAAAGAACAGAGAUUUGGAUUCCCCUCACCCAGUGACAAAGAGCAAGCUCCAGACAGGCAGACAAAGGCAAGACAUGCAGAUGGCCUUCGUCACAGAAGGAUGGUCCUCCCCCACCUGGGGCCGUGCCACAAUUUUCUGAGAGAGGUUUUUUGAUUUUGUUUUAUUUUUAUUUGUUGGGUCUGUUUGGGGUUUUUUAAAGUUACUUUUAAACAAAAAUGUUUUAGGGGAUGCCAGUUGCACAGUGUUACAAUGAGACCAGCUUCCUCCUCAUGCAGGCAUCACAGUAACCAACCCAGCCUUUUCUGUCCCUGGACACUCAGAUUAGUGCCAACUAGAUUUGGGCACUGGAGGGAGUAGUACACCAGUAGCCCCUGCCCUGGGUCCAGCUGGCAUAAUACCAGCCCCAGAAGCUUGACUCUGAGUUAGGGGGAGGGUAGUAAUUGUAAGAGUCAAGUGGGGACACUUAUGUAUGUGUUGGGUAGGACUGUGGAAAGGGAUACAUCUGCCACCUCCCUAUUCCGUGUUCCCCCUUAGGCAAUCUGAGCCAACUCCAUUCUGACCCCUCCUUCAUUUCCAUGGAAAUAUGGUAACAAGGGGGCAGGGAAUGCCUCCGCAGCCAAAUUCAUCUUUAAAAAAAAAAAAAAAGCUUGGAAUCAUGAUACCUUCUCUGGCUUGUGCCUGAGGACCAUCCCAGCAGCAGCCAAGAAAGAGGUGACACAGCCACACAUACUCUUUUACCCUCUUCCUCCAGCCUGGUACUUUCCCCCAUGAACAGGCAGUUUCUUGGGAACAUGGAGAUAUUAAAGACAAUACCUCCUAGCCUUCCUCAUCUCCCAGCACUAAGAUUGGCAUUGUGUGUGUCCCAGAACUCUAUCAUUCUACCAGGUAAGAAACAGGAAUCCUGCAGCAUUAGAAAGGGAGAUGCCGUAAAAAGUAUUAAAGUAUGCUGAGCUCAGGUCCAUGACCAUGAGGUCCUGGAAGGUAGGAGGAGACUGGGUGAGGGCUGAGGGCCUUCUGGGUGGUAACCCUUCUCUUGUGUCUGGUUUUGAGGGAGGGUGGUCGGGCAGCAGGGAGCAAAAUAGCUCUCUGGUGGCCUCAGUACUCGGUGGAAAUGAUCUAUCCCUAUUUUCCAUCUCCCAACUCUCCAAGUGGGUACCCCAAUUCUUAGUGAUUCCCAAUCUAGUGUUCGAGAUGCCCUGGGGUUACCUAAUUAUCUCAAGGGGUGUCAUAAACGUCUGCAAACGAAACUAAUUUCAGAUCACUGUAAUUAGGAAAACAUGUCAUUCAACAGUUGGGUGGGGCAGGGCAGGUGUCAGGAAAUGCAGCCACUUGGCUCACAGGUCUAGCCUCUACAUCGUCCGGUGGGGAGAAGAAUCUCUCCCUAGCCGAGUCCGGGCCAGGUCCUGCUCUCUCUAGCCUACCUUUCUCUGAAGUCCGACUCAUUCAGGCUUCAUGGCCUUCGGCCCAGCCUGCUCCAGUCUAGAUGGAGAAAGAGCAGCCACCUCUUCGAGCCUGGAGAUGGUGUUUGCGCAGGCCUCCAGCGGGGAGGGGGUUGGGGG